Cyprinus carpio (common carp) is the source of this 2093-nucleotide messenger RNA. It is a transcript of the gene maoa, whose product is annotated as monoamine oxidase a. Gene Ontology annotation, molecular function: oxidoreductase activity. The record is from RefSeq and is a predicted model, not a curated record. Lineage: Eukaryota; Metazoa; Chordata; Actinopteri; Cypriniformes; Cyprinidae.
CUGUCAUUCCCAGUGAUAGUAGGCGGGGGCGGGGCUCAGAAUGCUUUGAACACAGAUGCUGAGCGGCUCUUCUGCUCUGAGCGUCAGUGAGGCGAACAGCACCAUGACUGCGAACGCAUACGAUGUGAUUGUGAUUGGCGGAGGCAUCUCAGGUCUGAGUGCCGCCAAGCUGUUGGUGGAGAGCGGCCUGAAUCCUGUGCUCCUGGAAGCCAGAAAUCGCGUUGGUGGAAGAACCUACACUGUUCAGAAUAAGGAGACGAAAUGGGUGGAUCUGGGAGGAGCGUACAUUGGGCCCACUCAAAACCGCAUCCUGAGAAUAGCCAAACAGUACGGCGUGAAAACAUACAAAGUCAACGAGGAGGAGUCUCUGGUUCACUAUGUGAAGGGCAAAUCAUAUGCAUUCAAAGGGCCUUUCCCUCCAGUGUGGAACCCUCUUGCCUACCUGGACUACAACAACCUCUGGAGGACAAUGGACAAGAUGGGGAUGGAGAUUCCUAAAGAAGCUCCGUGGAGGGCCCCUCAUGCUGAAGAGUGGGACAAGAUGACCAUGCAUCAACUCUUUGACCAGAUUUGCUGGACCAGGGCCGCUCACCGCUUUGCCACUCUGUUCGUCAAUGUGAACGUGACCUCUGAGCCCCAUGAGGUGUCUGCUCUGUGGUUCCUUUGGUACAUCAAGCAGUGUGGAGGCACUAUGAGAAUCUUCUCUACCACCAAUGGAGGCCAGGAGCGCAAGUUUGCCGGAGGUGCCAGUCAAAUCAGUGAGGCGAUGGCGAAAGAGCUGGGUGACCGUGUGAAGCUGGGCAGAGCUGUCUACGGCAUUGACCAGACUGGAGACCUCGUGGAGGUCAAGACAGUGAAUGAAGAGAUAUACAAGGCCAAAUAUGUUAUACUUGCCAUACCACCAGGGCUGAACUUGAAGAUCCAUUUCAACCCUGAACUGCCCCCUCUGAGGAACCAGCUCAUUCAUAGAGUCCCCAUGGGCUCAGUCAUCAAAUGCAUGGUGUACUACAAAGAGAACUUCUGGAGGAAGAAGGGAUACUGUGGUAGCAUGGUGAUCGAAGAGGAGGAAGCACCUAUUAGUCUCACUCUUGAUGACACUAAGCCUGAUGGGUCUGUGCCUGCUAUAAUGGGUUUCAUCCUGGCACGAAAAUCCAGGAAAUUAGCAGGCCUGACAAAAGAGGAGAGAAAGAGAAGGAUCUGUGAGAUUUAUGCUCGUGUGCUCGGCUCAGAAGAAGCAUUAGAUCCUGUGCACUACGAGGAGAAAAAUUGGUGUGAGGAGGAGUACUCUGGUGGCUGCUACACUGCCUGCUUCCCCCCUGGUAUCAUGACACAGUAUGGCAGGGUCCUGAGGGAGCCAGUGGGCAGGCUGUACUUUGCAGGAACUGAAACAGCCACAGAGUGGAGCGGUUACAUGGAGGGGGCUGUGCAAGCUGGAGAGAGAGCCAGUAGAGAAAUUUUGUGUGCAAUGGGAAAACUCCAUGCAAGUCAGAUCUGGCAGCCAGAGCCUGAAUCACUGGAUGUCCUGGCCCAGCCAUUUGUCACCACAUUUUGGGAAAGAAACUUGCCAUCCGUUGGGGGAUUACUCAAAUUCAUGGGCGUGUCCUCCUUCCUGGCUCUGGCCACAGCUGCAGGAGUGGUUGCCUACAAGAAGGGGCUCCUCCCACAGAGCUAAAGCCCCUCCCACUUUCACAACCUGUUCUCUGUGAGCUGGCCUUGUGAUUGUGAUGUUCAAUCACCUAAUCACGGUCAUAAUGCCACCUGGGUAUGUGGCCUAGUUACUUAGAUGAGAUUUGACACACAAUUACUCAGUCAUUGUUAAAAAUUAACCAAGUGAUUAUUAUGGCUUAAUGAGUAGCUAGUAAUUAUUAAUGUGGGAAUUACCCUGUCAAAGAAUUCACAAACUAGCCAUAUUAAAUGAACCGAACUUGUGACAUUCCACAACCAUUCAUUGCAUGUGUGAGAGCGUGGCUGCAUCCGAAAACUUAGGCAGCUGACUUGCUGCCUCGCUGCCAUAUGAGGCAAUGACUUUGCAGGCAGCAUUUUUGCACGAAGGCACCUCAUGAAACUGAUUUCGGACAGGCUUUUGAGGCAGA